Messenger RNA from Dendronephthya gigantea, 988 nucleotides. RefSeq names its product probable ATP-dependent RNA helicase DDX43. Gene Ontology annotation, cellular component: nucleus; cytoplasm. Gene Ontology annotation, molecular function: mRNA binding. The coding region runs from base 19 to 801 and encodes 260 amino acids. Gene Ontology annotation, biological process: regulation of gene expression. The transcript is spliced from 6 exons. The record is from RefSeq and is a predicted model, not a curated record. NCBI's taxonomy places the organism in Eukaryota, Metazoa, Cnidaria, Anthozoa, Malacalcyonacea, Nephtheidae.
ACAAAGUAAAAUUCGACCAUGAGCGACUCCGGUGAAGAUUGGGAUCUGGAGAUUAGCUCCGGCGUUUCCAAACCCAUGAAAUGGACUGACCAUAGUCCUGAGUCGAGUACAAACUCUCACAAUUCCGGAUUUUCAGCUCCUGAGAAACGUUUCGGUCGCGGACGAUCUUCGCGUACUACAAACAGUUGGGGAUCAAACGAUGGCUCAGGUAAUUGGAGGGGUAAUUCGGAUUUUGAUAACGCUUUGCCCAGGAGGCCUAGGCGGGGGUUUGAUUCAUCGUCCCCCGCCAAGGAAGAGCGCCCACCGCCCUCCAGAGGGUUCGGAUCCCGAGAUCGUAAUGGUGGGGUAUUUGGUGGCAGUCAGGAUGAUGGCGAUUCGUUGAGGAUCGAGGUUUCUAGUCGGGAUGUUGGCAAGAUUAUUGGGAGAGGUGGCCAGAGCAUUAAGAAUAUUCAGAAUACAUCUGGAGCAUGGAUUAAGAUAUUGAAAGAUGAAGCUGAUGCCAUCCACACACCAAUUGAGAUCUCAGGGAGUCGAGACUGUCAGACAAAGGCCAAAGAGAUGAUUGAUGAAAUAAUAUCUCCACAAGAUUUAGUGACAAAUAAAAUGGAAGAAACAAGUCUGAAAGCAGGCGAAACCCCUUUGGUUCCCAGAAUUGAUUGGGCAGAGCUACGCGUGAACAGGGUGGCAAAUCAAGCGAAGAAAUGGGAAGGUUUACCUGUCAUCAAAAAAGUAUUUUAUAAAGAGAGUGAAUCUGUCAGGAGAAGGUCCAAAGAGGAAGUUGAAAUCUUUAGAUAUCUGUGAUUUUACGCGUGGUAAAUAUUGUCAUUGGGUCCGUGAUAAAAACCAGCGCUGCUAUUGACAAACAAAGAGAAGAUUGAGACAAUCCAGGAAGACUGGACCCAGUCGAGACCACACUACAGACUCAGGUAUGAAAUAAGAGUGAUCUCAUGACCACCAUCAUUAUUAUGAAUAGUCAUUACCUCAUUAC